Messenger RNA from Darwinula stevensoni, 2295 nucleotides. The record is from the annotation of a GenBank genome assembly. NCBI's taxonomy places the organism in Eukaryota, Metazoa, Arthropoda, Ostracoda, Podocopida, Darwinulidae.
AUGAAGACGCAAGACGCCGUCAGAGCGAUCAUGCUCGUGGCAUGUGGAGCCCUUGCUCUCAGGCAGGUGAUACUCCUGAUCGACGAGUUCUCGUCCUCGCCGACAACCACCUCCUACGAGAUCGACGAUGUGAACUCGAUCCUCCCUCCGGCAUUCACCUUCUGCCUCAAGCCGUCCAUUAAGAGCGGGUUCUCGGAGGAUUCUUGUCGCGAGAUGAAACGAUUCCAAAAUGCAUCCGUUUCUCUGAAGGAUUUCGUCAUUAUCGCUCCUUCAAAAGGGAACGAUGUGAAGUUUGCACCAGCAAUCAACGGAGAAAUCAUCUUGCCCCUCUCAAAAAACGGUGGCCAUUGGGUGGAGCGAACAUUCUAUCAAAAGGACACUGUGAGGUAUUUCAAGUGCUUCACACUCUUCUUGGCAAAAAAUGUUUCCACAGGGACAAGAAACUGCCUUCGGCAGAUGUUCAUCUUUGAUUUCAAAGCAUUCAGUGCUAUUGAACACGAGAGGAUGGAGAUGGAAGUGUUCGUCCACGACCAGAGGGAGCAGUAUUCAAGUUUCCACCAGUUUCGGUCGGAGAAUUUCAUCCUUCUUAAUGACACCGUGACGAGUGUCUCCUUUCGUCCUGAGGUCGUGGAGAAGCAGAGUACGAAGAAGGAACCCUACAGAGGGAGCAGUCGUGGAGAAGCAGAGUACGAAGAAGGAACCCUGCAGCGUCGAAGAGAACUACAGCAACACGAGGUGCUUGGAGAACUGCUUUUGGAAGCGGUUUCAAUCCCGAGUCGGCGUUUCGUGCCUCAUUCCCUCCCUCAUGCCGAAGGAAGCGAGUCCAACGAAACCGGAAUGCGAAGAUGUCCAGAGCGAAUUCAGUGCAUGGAGAACUGCUUUUGGAAGCGGUUUCAAUCCCGAGUCGGCGUUUCGUGCCUCAUUCCCUCCCUCAUGCCGAAGGAAGCGAGUCCAACGAAACCGGAAUGCGAAGAUGUCCAGAGCGAAAUGAAAAAUCUGAAGGAAAUGUGGAAUGCCGAGAGUGAAGAGGUCGAAAACGAAUGGAGAAACUGCAACUGUCCGAAGAGAUGCAACAUGGUGGACUACCGCGUGUCGGAGGACCCGACAUCCUCGGCCUGCGACGCCGCCGUGUCGAGUUUCGGGAAAGACGGAGCCGCGUUUCUCUUCUUCGGUUUUCCCUCUAGCCGGGUCCCUCGUUUUCGAGAGAAGGAGAAGGUGACCCUACCCGACCUAUUGUCCAAUAUUGGCGGUAUCGUCGGAUUGUGCCUUGGGUUUUCCCUCAUCUCCGUCUUCGACGUCUUGCAAAUGACGGGUCGUGUUCCACCAGGCUCGGCGGGGUCACGGCAUCGUCGAGUCUCCGAGAAUUUCAUGGGGAACCACCAGCAUUACAUUCCGUUUCACCAAGGGGGGCUUUUCCCCACUCGUGAUCUACGUCCCGCCCUGCGUUCUCCAUCCUUCACCGUUGUUCCUAUUGAGUUCAAGGUUCCCGAUGUCAUUUCGAUGUUCGCUCCCACGGCAUUGUUCUUCUUCCCAUUCCUCACCGAGUCCAGGAUGAAGGCCGCAGGUACAACUCCGACCCUCGCAUUCCUCGUCCUCCUGGGAGCAGGGCACGGAUCCGGCGCCUGCCCCGAGGACGACGUCGCCCCCUGCGAGUGCGGCGUCUCGCCCGCGUUCCUCCAUCCGACUGUGUCCUGCGGGAGGGCCGCGAGCGCCGCGGCGAUCUCUGCCGCCUUCGGGAAGGCGGCUUGGCCAUCGACUUUUCCAAUAUUCCAUCUCGGAAAUAACACGGCGGUGAAGGAACUCACGGAAGAAGUCUUCGGAGGAGUGGCCUUCGACUGCAUCUGGAUCUCGGGCACCGCCAUAGAACGGGUCGAUCCGCUGGCCAUCCUGUCUUCCGCGGAUCGCCUUCGAGAUCUUCAGAUCGCCGGGAGUCGUCUCGAGGAUUUCCCGUUUCGGGUCCUGCCCGAGCUGCGACGCCUCGGUGUGCUGGCCGUCGUGAACGGUUCCCUGACGGGGGUGCCGGCGCUUCGAUCCCCGAGCCUGAGACACCUGAGACUGGAUCACAACGAGAUUGUGAGGGUCGAGGGUCGCGGAUGGCACGCUCCGAGCCUGGGGCAUUUCGACCUCAGUCACAAUCCUCUCUCGGAGUUCCCCUCCAAGGUGAUCGAGGCUCUCCCGAGACUGGAGGUCUUCCGCUGCCUGCGCACGCCGCCCGAUCCCGGGUGCGAGCCCUGGCCCCACAACCGGAAAGCCUCGCUCCGGAACCCUUGCCACGCCAACGCCCCAACGCCCUAG